Molecule: messenger RNA, 3312 nt
Organism: Symbiodinium necroappetens
Lineage: Eukaryota; Dinophyceae; Suessiales; Symbiodiniaceae
Source: the annotation of a GenBank genome assembly
AUGACCGAUGUGAUCAGGUGCAUGCAUUGCCACUGCAAAACUCCGCUGGUGUCUGCCUAUAAACGGGGCAAGCACUACAGUUGCCCAGAUUGCAAUGCCGCACGGAUCGCUUUGCAGAAGCAUAUGAAAGAAAUCGGUCAGUGGGACCGAUGGCAACGAAUGAGUCAGGAUCAGAGAAAUGAGGAGAUCCGGCAAAACAAAGGCCGGUCGAAGGGCAAGGGGAAAAAAUUCGAGGUAGUGGUUUCCGAGAAGGUCAAGGUCAGCGAUUCCAUCUCCAUGGAAAAGAACAAGGAGUACGUAAAUCAGCGAGAAUUUCGCAAAGGCUGCAAAAACAGAUGGGGGCUGCGCGGAAAGGAGGCGGACAUGCGCUGGCAGGAUCUGCUCAGCGACGUGAACGUGCCCAAAAGCAAAGAUCAGAUGGGGUGGACGACCAUGCCGGUGCUCCACUGCUUCACGCAGAGAGGCACGAGGAAGCUGGAACACACCAAGGAGAUAGGCACAGACCAGCUUCGAGAAGUGGAUCGCUUCGCAGACUUCACGGAUGCAACGGUUUUGGAAGUGGAAGCGGCCACACAAGUCAAGAAGGGCGGCAAAAACAAACUACCGCCCAAGCGCAAGGGAGCCGGUGAGAUCAACCCGAAGGACGUCUUGGAGGAUGAGCCAAACAGGAAGCGUCCACGCCACAAGGACGCGGAGAAAGAUGUUGCCCGCAUUGGAGCUUUGCGAAGCCGUCGGUCGGCUGUGGACCAGACAGUGGGCAGCUCAGUGAGUGGGGUGCAGGGCGUGCUUAACGGGGCUGGGUGGAUGGACGAGUGGUUCCCCGUCAAACGAAUGGGCGACAUCCUGAAGGAUACUGCCGAGCUCGUGUAUAUGGUGACUGAGAAGCCGGAGUUUGCCAAAGAACUGGAAAUGUAUCUGAACCUCAUCGCGAAAUCGGCCUGGCGUUUGUUUGCUGCGGUUCCUUCGGAGGUCAAGGAUCAGGAGAGCAGUGUGCACAAGGAGAUGAUGGCUCGAGUCGACGCUGUGGGGUCUGAGGAAGCAGUCCGUGGUGUUGAAGCGAGCCCGCUCACCAAAACCACUUUGGAGAAGGCCUUCAAUAACGAUGACGACUUGGACCCGAAGGCCGUGAAGGCCUGGGAAAGAUCCGUGAAGGCACUGUUUGCAGCAUUGGAAGUGGCAACCUUCGCUUGUGCCGCGGCAGAGGAGCAGGAGGAAGACGAGGCAGGUGCCACGGCAGAGGAGGCGGAGGAAGACGAGGCGGCCAAGGCGGCCGGCGCUUUGGGCGAUGGAAGUGGUGGAGGCGAUGCCGACGAGUCUUUGCACACCAGUGAGAACUACAAGCUCACGUGGCCCGUGAUGGAGGCCAUGGGAUCAAAGUUCAGCCACCUGCGAGACAGCGUGACCUUGAUCGGCGCCGCCACAGACUUGACCCAACUGGACAUGAACGACGUCCCCGUUCCCGUGCUCUACGAUGGCUGGACGGCCCACUUGCCGCAGCCUCUGUUGGAGGAGUUCCACACCUUCAUAGAGCAUAAGAACCCCCUUCCGCCGAUGUCUCGCACGAAGCUGCAGUGCAGGGGAACGAUGCGGCUGGAGUCUUUACUCCGGUCCGAUCAGACCACCCCGGCAAGCGCGGAAUCAUCGGAUUGGGAUUUGGUGUCCAGUGCCUUUUGGGGCGCAUGGGAGUUCAACAAGUACGGAGAAAGCUUUUUCAGCAAGGUCAACAAUGACCUGACUGCUGAUGUCAGGAAGAAGCUACAGGCCGAACGCCUUUUCCAGCAACGUUGGCAAUGCAUUCGGGAAGGUCAUGUUUUCAAAGGAAUCAAUGAGAUGCUCUUGCCGCGCAUGGUGGCCUGCAUCACAGGAACCAGGUUCAUUUGCGGUGCGCCGCUGCAGGACCUGUGCCAGCAUCUCAGCGAGAAGUUGGGCGAUGACUGGGCAGGAAGCUUCCUGCAGCUGUGCGACCAGCUGCCCCAGUUGUCAGCGCAAGAGCUUGGCGAUGUGGGUGGGUUUUUCGUGGUCUUGAAGGAGAAGCAGAUGAUCGAGAUUCCCGCAGGGUAUGUCUUUGCCGAAGCACCCCUUACACCAGCCAGCGUCGGCAGCUACUGGUCCGUGCUUCGCCGCGGGUGCAGUGCGGGAGUUCUCAGGGACGCUGGCUUUUCGCUCGGCGAUAUGAUCGAGCUUGAUCUGCAGAAGCACAGGCAAGGGAACGAGGAAUUCCUGGACCGGGUGCAUGCACAGGUUCAGGCUGUGCCGACUUUUGUCGGCUGGGCGAUUUUCAGAGGCAACCUAGCCUCUGAAAAAGGCGAGGAACGCCCAGAUGCAGAAGAGCCGGUAACGAAGGCUGUGACUGCCGAAGUGAAGCAGCCAGCGCAGCUGGCGCUGGCAAAUCAGGCCUUUGUUAAUGACGAGCUCGACAUGCAUGCCGAGGGCGAGGUGUCUGCAGCGAAUCCCGACUCAGUGCCUACGACGAUCGAUUACGCAGCGACACAGAGUGCUGCUCAAGAUGCGGGGUCGACUCCUAGCGCGGUGCCCGCGGAAGUGAGUCCCGAAGUGAAUGCUGAGAUGCGCGAGGGUGCGACGCUCCUGCUUGAGCAUUUGGAAAAGGUGUACAAGCCCGACGUCGACAGGAACACCUUCCUUGGCAAGUCCAUCCGUGAUGCAGCCGGUGUGCAGUUUAUCGACGUCAGGACAGGUGUUGCCGCUCUGCAGGGUAUGAUCAGCGCCGAACCGGGGACAGCACCGCUGCAGCCCAAGCGCGAGCCCAACCUGGAAGCAGAUGAUGCGCCAACCAUGGUCGACCUGACUGAUUCGCCUUCUCCGGCAGGCCCACCAGACCUCGAGCCAGGACCGACAGUGACAGCAGCAGCACCCAGUUGCCCGAGUUCGCCUGCCGCUUCCCAGUCCAAUCGGAGGCUGCGAGGGAAGACUCCAAAUCAGUUUGACGAGGCGGCCCUGGCCAUUAUGGAGAUGCGUGACCGAAUCUCGAAGACGGUGGCAGAGAAAUCCUUGCAGGAAGCGGCCAAGCCGGGACACACAGGGCCCAAAGUGAAGUCCGAGGCCCCACAUGAGCGUGGACGUGGACGUGGCGGACGUGGACGUGGACUUCACGCGCCAAAGGCGGCGGCGAAGCAGAAGUCAAAGCAGACCGAGGCGAAAAACCCAAGGCGAUCCCGGAGGGUGGCCGCAGCUAAGGCGAAAGUAGCAUCCGCUGCUGUGCUGGCGGACGACAACUCGUCGGAUGCAACCGAUGAGGAUGACGACUACAACAAUCCUGAGCACAGUCCCAAGCGAUGCAGGGGAGGUCGCUGA